Molecule: messenger RNA, 1163 nt
Organism: Portunus trituberculatus (swimming crab)
Lineage: Eukaryota; Metazoa; Arthropoda; Malacostraca; Decapoda; Portunidae
Exons: 4
Coding region: 47-895 (282 amino acids)
Source: RefSeq, a predicted model, not a curated record
GGUGCUUGUGGUGGUGGUGGCGGUGGUGGUGGCGGAAAACAGCAAGAUGUACAGGAAGAGAGGCCAAGGUUCCUGCGGGGAUGACCUUCGGAGGCUCCCAGUGCAGUCUGUUAUGUUCUGCGCCAUUGUUUGUUUUCAAGAAAGUCGGUGCAGUGGCUUCAGCUUCGAGAGAUUGGCGCUAAACACGUAUUGCCAACUGCACGAAACUUACAGCAAUCCGGAUGGCAGCCCUGACACCGUGUGCUACUUCCCGGGUACUCAAACUACAACAACUCAGCCACCACAGACAACAAGCACUGCACGGCCACCCUUCAUGAGUCCGACAGCAACAUCAGGGGCCUUGGCACCGUCAACAACAACAUCAGGGGCCUUACCACCGCCAGUGACAACAAUGCCUCCUGCGACGAGCAUCUUGAAUAAGCAGAAAAUCAACAUCAACCAGAAGCAGAAAUGUCCCAGUAACGGGGCAGCUAUCGGCAUCUACCAGGACACAGACUACUUCCUGAUCUGCACCCUGGCGCCUAAUCUUCUCAACUUCAACGUUGGAGAGCCGGAGGAGCAGUGCACUAACCCUAACAAUCAAAUAAUCUGCAUGAAGCAAUGUGAAGCGGGGAGCAUCAUCAUGGGGUACCGCCAAGCCAUGUACACGUCACAGGGUCCGUGUAGCAAUGGGUUCAACGGUAAUGGUGUCACGAUGCUGGAUAACGAUGACUGCCACACCAUCAGCGGCCUCAUGCAGCUGCUACCGGACAAAGAAUCCACGUGGUCUCAGUGGAGGGUGUGCGGCGGGGACUCAGUCAACCUGUAUGUGAUGACUGGGGCGGAGGUCAGUCUGAGUGUCCAGGGAGUGUGGAUGAUCGAUAGUAUUACGUGUUGUCGUGUUCGCCUUGCCUAGUGCGUACAUACACUUAUCAUUUAGUUUGGAAUUGUCACUUUUGCUUUUCUUUAGGGACUGGCAUCUCAGAGGGCUUUCUUUUUUUUUUUUUCAUCUCCCCUUUUUGUUUCCCAUGGCCAGUGUCCUUACUUAAAGAAAAGAUGUUCUUUGCUAUGUCUAAUUGACCUUUCCACUGCAAAUAAAACGGAUUUAACAUUUACAUGCUUACUGUGAAAAAACAAAACACCUGUUAGCAUAAUAAGAACGUUUGUUGAAAUUUAUCACUUAU